AUGGUCCGAGCUACCAUCUUCAAGGAUUUGUUAAUAUUGGCGGCACCUGUUGUUGCCAGUAUCAAUUAUCCACCCAUUCCGGAGGACUUGACAACACCAUUCCAGGUGCGCUUGGCAGUCAGUGGACACAAUGGUAAGAAGGAGCAGCCAUCAAAUGAACAUGUUUGGAACCGAAAAACUCACGAAAAUCGUAAUAAAGCUGUCACAAUUGGAUGGAAUACAUACGAAGCAUUCAAUAAGAGCUGUGUGGCAUAUGGUACCUCACCGGACAACCUGAGCUCUCACUCAUGCUCGUCCUCUUCGGUGACCUACAGCACCUCCCGCACCUGGUCUAACAUGGUAGUAUUGAGUGGCUUGGACCCGGCCACCGCGUACUACUACAAGAUCAUUUCGGCGAACUCGAGUGUGGAACCUUUCCUUAGCCCUCGGAUUCCCGGAGAUAAGACCCCCUUCAAUAUGAAUGUCGUUUCAGACUUGGGAAUCUACGGCAAAGACGGGUUCACAAUUUCGAGAAGAGACGCAAUCCCUUACGUCCAGCCCGAGUUGAACCACACCACUAUUGGCCGUCUUGCCAAAACACUUGAGGACUACGAAGUCGUCAUUCAUCCGGGUGACUUCGCAUACGCCGACGAUUGGUACCUCAAGCUGCCAAGCGCGCAAGAGGGUCAAAAGGCCUACCAGUCGAUUCUAGAAGGAUUCUAUGAGCAACUUGCACCAAUCACUGGACACAAAAUUUACAUGGCCAGCCCAGGUAACCAUGAAGCGGACUGCAGCGAGGUUCGACGUCUCCUUAAACUGUGCCCCGAGGGUCAGGAGAACUUUACCGAUUUCAAGCACCACUUUGGAAAAACCAUGCCUCAACCAUUCACUUCGUCUUCAUCUAACAAAUCCGCUCAGACGCAGUCCGACAAAGCGCGUAAUUUCGCGAGGCCCCCUUUUUGGUAUUCUUUUGAAUACGGUAUGGCGCACGUGGUGAUGCUCAACACGGAAACUGAUUUCCCUAAUGCACCGGACUCUAAGCUGGAAAGUGGUCCAUUUGGCAAAAAAGGCGAGCAGCUGGAAUUUCUGGACGCCGAUUUGUCCAGCGUGGACCGGGAAGUGACCCCAUGGGUCAUUGUGGCUGGCCACCGUCCGUGGUACAGUACCGACUCUGUGCAUCGUUGUGAGUCGUGCCAAGAUGCAUUCGAAAAGCUGUUGUAUAAGUAUGGCGUCGAUCUAGCCGUAUUUGGACAUGUGCACAACUCACAGAGAUUGCUCCCUGUUUUCGAUGGGAUUGCUGAUCCACGCGGCAUGCACAACCCGAAAGCCCCUAUGUAUAUUAUUUGCGGUGGUGCCGGUAACAUUGAGGGUCUGAUUUCUAUUGAUGAAAAGCCUUCUUACACCAAGUUUGCUUACGCCGACGAGUACAGCUACAGCACGCUGAAGUUUCUGGAUGACAAGCACCUCCAGAUUGAUUUCAUUUGCUCAUCAACUGGUGAAGUCCUAGACUCCAGCACAUUGUACAAGGUUCAUUCCAAUCCAUUUGUUAUUCAGUAA
Molecule: messenger RNA, 1536 nt
Organism: Penicillium brevicompactum
Lineage: Eukaryota; Fungi; Ascomycota; Eurotiomycetes; Eurotiales; Aspergillaceae
Product: purple acid phosphatase family protein
Exons: 1
Coding region: 1-1536 (511 amino acids)
Molecular function (GO): acid phosphatase activity; metal ion binding
Source: RefSeq, a predicted model, not a curated record